CAUGCUUUCGUUAUUCCAUGGGCAAUUGCUCCCAUCGCACUUCAAUAUGUCUCACAGAUGUAUUUUGGACGAAAUUGGAGCCGCCUAGAAACAUUUGGCGUCUAUACAGCCAACUUGGCAGCCUUUGGAUUAACCACGGUCCGAUACUUGAGAAUCCUCGGUGAAAAAUAUGGCCAUUUGGAUGCCGCUAACAGAGAGCGUGACCGUGUUGCCCAAAACAGAGUCACUCCCUUGACACUUGGGCUUUUGGCUACUAUCUCCCUUCGCACCAUGAUGGCAGCCAUUAUUGCUUAUAAGCCUGGUCGCCUACCCCAGGUUUCAUGGAAGCUACCCAUCGAUGCAGCUUUAUACAUGGUGGCAGUAGAUUUCUUCUUCUACCUCUAUCACAGAGCUCUCCAUCAAAUCCCAUGGCUCUGGAAGAUCCACAGAACCCAUCAUACCACCAAGCAUCCCACCUCGUUGAUGGCACCCCUUGCAGAUCAUAUCCAGGAAACAUUCGACAUCAUCGUUAUCCCUCUUCUGGCCUAUACCUUACGGCCUAUUCCCUUUGCCCAUUGGUAUAUUGCUUGCGUAUAUGUCAAUUUCAUCGAGUUGGCUGGCCACUCUGGUGUUCGUGCUGACAUGGGUCACCCCGUCAUUGGACCUUUGCUUCGUCCAUUCGGUCUUGAUCUUGUCGUUGAAGAUCACGAUCUCCACCACCGACUUGGAAAGCGCGCCGGCAACUUCGGCAAGCAAUCUCGUAUAUUUGAUACCUUGUUUGGCACCACCAGCCCUAGAUAUGAAACU
Messenger RNA from Umbelopsis ramanniana AG, 786 nucleotides. RefSeq lists its product as uncharacterized. NCBI's taxonomy places the organism in Eukaryota, Fungi, Mucoromycota, Umbelopsidomycetes, Umbelopsidales, Umbelopsidaceae. The record is from RefSeq and is a predicted model, not a curated record. Gene Ontology annotation, biological process: ergosterol biosynthetic process. Gene Ontology annotation, molecular function: C-4 methylsterol oxidase activity; iron ion binding. The annotation marks the transcript as partial. The transcript has a single exon.